Panicum virgatum (switchgrass) is the source of this 1945-nucleotide messenger RNA. Its product is annotated as QWRF motif-containing protein 7-like. Gene Ontology annotation, biological process: spindle assembly; centrosome cycle. NCBI's taxonomy places the organism in Eukaryota, Viridiplantae, Streptophyta, Magnoliopsida, Poales, Poaceae. The transcript has 5 exons. Gene Ontology annotation, molecular function: microtubule binding. The coding region runs from base 376 to 1506 and encodes 376 amino acids. The record is from RefSeq and is a predicted model, not a curated record. Gene Ontology annotation, cellular component: nuclear microtubule; cytoplasm; centrosome.
AUCCUUUUUACAUGCCUCCAAAACCAAUCUAAGACAACUUGUCCGCAUACAGCAUAUAGAAAUGUGAAAAUUCGGGCACCUAAUAAUCGAGAGGAUAUACAGCAUGUAGUUCUUCUAUCAUGUCAUGAGAGUGACUUGCCCCCACAAAAACACUUCUUUCGCCAUGACACAACAUCGCAACUCGAUCUCUCUUCCAACUUCCAAGUACAAACUAUCUCAGCCCAGCCAGCCAGUGCGUUGCAUUCUUCUUCUUCCUCUGGUCGAGUAUUUUGGCCUCUUGAGCAAUGCACUGAUAGCCAGAUAAGCGAAGCCUGUAUUUAUUAAUUUAUUACAAUAAUUAUUUUUUUCUAUCGAUCCAAUAUUUAUCUCGUGCCCAUGGAGUCCUACGGCGCCUCCUCGCGGCGGCCCUGCACGGCGGCGACGGCCUCCCGUGCCGGCUCCGGCGCCUUCGUCUACGACGGCAUGCGCGCGAUGCCGCUGUCUACGUCCGCGGCCAACUUCACGCGCUCCCUCCGCAAGGCCGCCUCUUUCGCCCACAAGAAGGCGCCGCCCAGCGCCGACGCGCCGCCGCCGCGGCGCACGCUGAGCAGCAAGGAGAACAGCGGCAGUGCCGGCGCGGCGUCGACGGCGGACGCGCACGCGCUCCCGAUGCCGCCGCGCAGGUGCUUGCCCGAGCCUGCUGGAGCCGCCGCGAGGGGCCCCUGGGAGCCGGCGAGGCGGAGGCGGAGCAGCAGCAGUGCCGGGACGACAACGACGGACGACGCGGGCGCCGGGAAGUGGUCGGCGGGCGCGCUGCGGGAGCUGAUGGCACUGCGCAGGAAGGAGGAGCCCGAGAAGGAGGAGGCCGCGCACCGCGCGCGCAUGCUGACGGCGCGGCUGCUGCAGUGGCGGUUCGCCAACGCGCGCAUGGAGAGGGCCAUGGCCCGCGCCUCCUCCUCCGCCGAGAACAAGCUGUUCUACACGUGGCUGCGCGUGGCGGAGCUGCGCAACAUCCAGGCGGCGAAGCGGAUCGUGGCGCAGCGGCGGCGGCAGAAGCUGAAGCUGGCCCGCCUGCUGCGCCCGCAGCUCCCGCUGCUGGUGGCGUGGGAGCCCCUCUCCAAGCCGCACGCCGACGCCGCCGCCGAGCUCGGCCGCGCCCUCUCCGAUGCCUGCACCGGCCUCCCCCUGGCCGCCGGCGCGCGGACCGACGCGGAGUCGCUGCGCGAGGCCGUGUCCUCCUGCGCGGGCACCGUCGAUGAGAUCGAGGCCAUGGUCGGCACGUUCCACGCCACGGCCGGCGCGACGAGCGGCGCGCUGGGCGAGCUCGAGCGGACGAUCCAGCAGGAGGUGGAGUGCCUGGAGGAAGCGACGCGGCUGUCGAGCAUCCUCACCGCCUUGCAGAUGCAGGAGCUGAGCCUCCGGGCGAAUCUGAUCCAGGCGAGGCAGAGGCUCGCCGGGAUGGGAUCGGGAUCGGGGCCGGCCGUCCUCGCCGCGCCGGCGUUCGCAGCUUCCGGUUGGUGUUUUUGAUCCGGACAUGAACAGAGCAGGGGGUGCAACUACUCACCCUGCCACCCACUAUAAUUAAUUUAAGAAAAUUGAUUAAGGCGCGAGACUUGUGUUCGUCGCCAAGGGAGGACAGCUGAUUCGACGCGUGGUUACUUUGUGUGCGCGUGACUGGAAAUAAGUUAAGCGGUAGGUUGAUGAACGCGUGUUCCCCAGCCGGGUGUGCGCCUGUUUGUUUAUCGGGGUGUAUAUAUAUGUAUCUUCACUUGAGGUAUUUAUCCAUUUCUAUGCAGGCGGGCAUUUGUGGUGUAUUGGGUGUGUGGAUAUUUGUUUGCGACUGUAAUUUGAGUUACUCAUGGGUAUUUGUGUGUGUGUCCAAAACAUGUAAUUGAGUUAUCAAGGAUUUAUGCGUAUUUAUUUAUGCAUCACCGUUGGGAACAACUGAAUAACGAGCUGGUAUGUA